Molecule: messenger RNA, 3080 nt
Organism: Coregonus sp. 'balchen'
Lineage: Eukaryota; Metazoa; Chordata; Actinopteri; Salmoniformes; Salmonidae
Source: the annotation of a GenBank genome assembly
GCCUACUACACCUUUAAGACGUCGAAACUGUGCAAAUUGGGAGUGGGCAUAUGUUCGACUGUAAAAUCACAACACUUCGCAAUGGGAAAACUGUGAAGAGGACCGCUGCGCUGACCACUAGUUAUAGAACAGGUUUGAAAUAAUGUGCACCCAUAGGCUAUUUUGCCAUAAUAACUAUGUCUGAAAAGUGAUACGGAAACCAUAUUAAAUGCAUGUGGGAUGAGAUUUGCGCAAUGGACGCACAAGGGUCUUGGUCUGCAUACGUCAACACAUUUUAUGACAGUUUCCAGGGCUGACAUGUUUACGUUUAGAUUUGCCUCUAGAAUGUUGUAUUUUAAUAGUCUCUGACAUUUGACAGAAAUGUAUUGCCGAUCAGCAGGUAAAUUGUGCUGCUAAAGUGUGAAAUAUGUUUCCCGUUGAUUUUCUUGAUAUUUGUUAUCUACCACAUUCUCCAUUUUAACUCCGUCUUUAGCCAGCGACAAAGAUAUUUAUCUCAUCGACACAAAAAUAUCUGCCGGUAUCCUGCAUGUUGUACUGUUGUGGAAGCAAGGACAAGGAGAAGCAGCGCCCGGACGCUGCAGAGGUGUCGAGAAUUCUAGAGACAGAGCCAGAGAAAAACCGAAAGAGCCAAGAAAGCGCACCUCAACCACUGGACAUGUGCGGAAUAGCGGCAAUGCCCGAGCUUCUACCACCGUCUGGCGUACUCCAGCCCAGCUCAGUAAUCCCACGCGAGUCGGGUGAGGUGCCUGGUUUGUGGAGUGGAUUCAACAGGGGUGUGCUGAGCUUUGACUCCCCCCAGCGGAGACGAGGCCAACGGGCCCCGAAGUUAGGGCAAAUAGGACGGUCGAAGAGAGGUGAGUGCCGGAGAUGAUGUGGCAAGCAAGCAAAAGAUGAGGAACUAGAAUUGUGCUGAAAGAAACUGAACUGCACGUGACUAAAUGAUCAACCUGGUUUCAGACCAUUUCGUGUUAUUCUGUACGUAAAUCAGAACACUACUUUAGUAUGAUAUGUUAAGUUUCGUAUGGUAUGUAUUAAUGUGUGGAUGUCCAUCACCCAUUUUGUAUGAUAUGUUACGAAUUACGAUUCGUAUUAUAUGUUACAAAUUUGCUAAAUGUACAAUUUGUUACGAAUUUGCUAAACCUAUGAUAUGUGACGAAUUGUAGCUAGGUGGCUAAAGUUAGCUAGCUGGUUGACGUUAGCUAGGCUAGGGGUUAGGGUUAAGGUUAGGGUUAAGUUUAGGAGUUAGGUUAAAGGGAUAAGGUUAGGGUUAGGGGAAGGGUUAGCUAAAAGGGUUAAGGUUAGGGGAAGGGUUAGCAAGCUUGCCAAGUAGCUAAAAUGUAGUAAGUAGUUGAAAAGUUGCUAAUUAGCUCAAAUUGCCCAUGAUGAGAUUCAAACUUGCAACCAUUGGGUUGCUAGAUGUUCGCAUUCUACGCCCACCCAACCACCCUACCGUCUGUGUUAUAACCAUACCAAACGUAAAAUAUCAUACUAAUUUCAGUGUGCCAGAUUUACCUUUACUAUGUUAUGUCUAGUCUAUGAGACCAGGCUGAAAUUAUAGUUUCAUUAAAAGUAAACCAAUAGGCCUGCAACCAAAAGUUAGCCUGACCAGAGUAUGUUCAUAUUUUAAUUGUACGAUUCUACAGAAUCAGACUGGCCUUUGUAGAAGUUACGUAUGUACGUACGAAUGUUGUUCAUUCAUCUGUCAAUAUGUUGAUAUUUACAGUCUUUUCCCCAUUCAUUUACAGUGGUUAUAGAGGAUGACGACUUGGAUGAUGUCAUGAACAACAAUGGCCUCCCCAUAUCAAUCAAUAUCUCUCCUGUUGCCUGAACAACUCUGAUAGUGUCCAGACCUCAAGAGGCUAUUGUGCUCAUUUGUGAAAUUCUGAAGCGUGUACCACUUGUUUUGGACAAUGCCCAGUUCAGGUGCCCAUUGCAAAGUUUACAAUAGCAGCAUGCGCAUCACCUGUAGUUUAGCUCUUCCUGGACACAGGAAGGUCAGUGUCCCAAGGAAAUAGAAAAAACAACAGUGCAUCUUUGCUUCAGCUGCUGUUCUGGUGUUGAAGGGGGGACUUUGUGUCCUGAGGGGAGGGGAGCAAUUAGGAUAGAUUUGGGUCCGGACAGGCUGAAACAUAAGCACACAAGAGAAGGCCCUACCCAUCAAGAACUGCCCCUUCAAAAUGAGUGAACCUGUUUGUUUGUUGUUUAGUCUUUAGUGUCUAUAUUUUAAACACUCCAUCCAAUAUGUUAUUUUAAUUUAUCUGUCAAUCCAACCCAUAUCUAAAUGAGAAAACAGCUACUCAUAGUACUGGUCAGUGUUUUCACAGUAUUAUUUAUUUUAGAUACUGUACACUUUUUCAGUGUUUCACAUAUUAUGUUGACAACACUUAUUUUAUUUUUGACGGUUGACAUCACUGUCUCGUUUUGGUGCAAAUUCAUUGUCUGUAAAAUCUGUUGUAAAACGUGUUCGAUACACUGAAGGCUUUAAUUUGCCAUUGUAACAUGUUAUGUCAUAAUCGUUGUCUUAGUAUAACAUAUGUUGUACUGUAUGUUACUUUUACCCCUGAGUUGCUAGACAAAAACAAUUACCACUGUGAACUAUUUAUGGAACUUCUAUGUAUCCCUGCAUCGAGGUGUAAUAUACAACUUUUUUAUAACCAGCUUCCUGUUGUACAAUAUUCUUCACAAUAAUGCCCCCAUCUGGUGGAAAAGUCAUAUGAUAUUCAGAUAAGUACCCUAACUAAUGUUAAACCCAGCUAUGAAGCAGAAGGAUAAAGUAGAUCGCUACAUGGAGGAGCAAUUCGCAAUGAAUUUGGUGUAAGACUGACCGAGCUGUGAGGAAUACAUUGUUUUGAUGUAACCAUUGUUCAGUUUGGCUCAGUCUUAUCUCUUUGUCAAGAUUAAUCCUGAUAGAUGUAAAGUUAUAAAAUGUACCCCUCACUAGAGAGAUAUACAAGCAGGGUUUAAAUCAAGUCACUUUACAUGAAAGUGUUUUCUAAGUGGCAUGUAUUAUUGUAAAACCUCCUUGAUUCUACGUGUUACAACAGUGGUUUCACAACCUUUUUCAGUUAUCAAAUAAAAUA